AUUAUUAUGUUCUUUUGGCUUUCAACAUUUUUUUUUUUCUUUGAGUCUAAGAACAUGCACUUUAGGCACAUAUUCAAUCUCUAAUUUAUCAGAGAAACGGAACAAAUAUUCUUGACAAGAUGAACGAUGCAGAUGUCUCGAAGCAGAUUCAGCAGAUGGUCAGAUUCAUCCGGCAAGAGGCCGAAGAGAAAGCCAAUGAGAUAUCUGUCUCUGCUGAGGAGGAAUUUAACAUUGAGAAGCUGCAAAUAUUUGAAGCUGACAAGAAAAAGAUCAAGCAAGAGUAUGACCGCAAGGCAAAGCAGGUGGAUGUGCGCAAGAAGAUCGAAUACUCGAUGCAGCUGAAUGCAUCUCGUAUAAAAGUUCUUCAAGCACAGGAUGACAUUGUAAACUCCAUGAAAGAAGCUGCUGGCAAGGAUCUUCUGCGUGUUUCGGACGACAACAAGGCAUACAAGAAGCUCAUCAAAGACUUGAUUGUUCUGAGUUUGAUGAGGCUCAAGGAGCCAGCAGUCUUGCUACGGUGCAGAGAGGUUGACAAGAAAGUUGUUGAGUCUGUGUUGGAGGAAGCAAAGAAAGCUUAUGCUGAUAAAGCCAGUGCUUCCGUCCCCAAAGUCACCAUCGAUGAUCGUGUGUUCCUCCCACCUCCUCCGAAAGGUGGCGACUCUCAUGAGCCCUUUUGUUCUGGUGGAGUGGUGUUGGCCUCCCAAGAUGGAAAGAUAGUGUGUGAAAACACCCUUGACGCACGAUUGGACGUUGUGUUCAGACAGAAGCUACCUGAGAUUCGGAAGCGCCUUUUAGGACAAACCAGUGCAUCAUGAAUUCUCUCUACUUGUAGCUGGAGAAGUACUAGAGCAGGGGCCUUGACUGAGUUUCUUGGACAGUACUUGUUCUUAUUUGGUUUGGCAGUUUACUUCUGAGAUUAUGAAAUUUGCUUCCAAAACAAUAACAGCAUAGUUUUAGCUGCCUCUGAAAUUAUUGUUAUUAGGGGCAAGCUAAUUCAUAAUAUGUCCCAUUAUUGAGCUAA
This is a messenger RNA of Prunus persica (peach), 1021 nucleotides long. RefSeq names its product V-type proton ATPase subunit E2. Bases 120 to 815 code for a protein of 231 amino acids. NCBI's taxonomy places the organism in Eukaryota, Viridiplantae, Streptophyta, Magnoliopsida, Rosales, Rosaceae. The record is from RefSeq and is a predicted model, not a curated record. Gene Ontology annotation, biological process: proton transmembrane transport. The transcript has 6 exons. Gene Ontology annotation, cellular component: proton-transporting two-sector ATPase complex, catalytic domain. Gene Ontology annotation, molecular function: proton-transporting ATPase activity, rotational mechanism.